Molecule: messenger RNA, 1164 nt
Organism: Aspergillus mulundensis
Lineage: Eukaryota; Fungi; Ascomycota; Eurotiomycetes; Eurotiales; Aspergillaceae
Exons: 2
Coding region: 1-1164 (387 amino acids)
Source: RefSeq, a predicted model, not a curated record
AUGAGCACCCACGAUGCCGACUUUCUGUUUGUGGACUACCACGACGACAACCCGCAGAACCGCUCCCUCGAGAAGCAGAAGCGCGUCUUUGCGCAGAACACUUAUCAGCGGAAGAAGCGGCUUGCUGCUGCCGAGAGGCUGAAGGCAUCUCUGCCGGUCUUUCGUCAACGGCUUCAGUUCGAAUACAAUCCGGUACCUGGUUCCUCGAAUCCAAACGGGGCCGGAAAAGAUACAGAUGAUGCUUCCAGCCCAGAAGCUGCCGGCGCCAGAGCAGACAGCGCACGGCAUCACCAGUCCCAGUCCAUGCACCUCGCCCAGCUGACAGGGCCGUGGUCACCGCAAUCCCCGCUCGGCCAGGGCUUCAUCGACCCCUUCUCCACGACCGCGCUGCCAAUGCACCGCUUCAUGGACUCGUGCUUCCACCAUCCAGGCGCAUUCCGAGCCAGCCAUCCAGCUGACCCUGCUUGUGUCCGCGGCAAACCACAAGACGGCCAUGUACGAGCUCAACAAUGCGCCCUCGCAGCAUCUGGAGCAGUCGAGGAGAGAGGUCCUGCGCUUGCGGGGCCACACGAUAAAGGCCUUGAACCGCAACCUUCACAAUCCGGGGUCUAUCACUGCGCCGACCAUCUUGAUUGUUGCCGCGCUGCGGGCGAUCGAGGUGUGUUUCCUUCACUUGAGCCCGGGCAUAUUCAAAUCUACAAACAGUUAACAAUUCCAGGCGAUCAGCUGCAAUCACGACAGCGCCGCCAUCCACACAAACGGCCUAAACGCAUUGAUCCGCCUGCACGGCGCCCUCGAGUCCCUGGACCACUUGACCCUCUUCCAAAUCUACUAGUACGCCUCAGCUGCUUCACUCCAUGGUCCAUCCCUAACAAUCGAACCCAGCUCCGACAUCAUGUACGCAGCGUUAACAAACCGCGCCCCAACCCGCCCCCUCGCCGCAAAAUGGCGGCGCGAGAUCCACCAGGAAGCGACGCUCUUCCUGGGGCACUCAAACUCAAGCAGCAACACAGUGGCCCAUUUAGCAUCGGCUUUCGCACCGGAAAUCGCAGCCCGGGUGUUGACGCUGGGGACGUCAUUCUUCGCCGCUCCGUGGUAUACUACUCUGGCGGAGAGCAUGAAGACCCUCCUGCGCGUCUCGCAGCGUCUAAUCCAGUACCAUGA